UUUUGUAUGUUGUGUUCCACCGGAUACCAUAUAUUCUGCUGUCACUCUGAGAAUGUUGCUAAAUGGUGGUUAUCCAUGGAUUUAGUCGGUAUAUCUAUGGGUUUACUGGGAUGCUAUGUCCCAGCUAUUUACUAUGCAUUCUUUUGCAAUGAGUUUUGGAGAUGUAUAUAUCUAGUGAUUGUGAGUUGUUUAAUGGUAGUUACGCUAGCUGUUCAGUUACAUCCCCGGUACUUAUCGUCAAACUGGUCAAUACGAAGACUUAUCUUAUUGUGUGGUGUUGUGGGAUUUGGUGUUUUACCGGUGAUUCACUGGAUUCAUUUACAAGGUGGAUAUAGAACUCCUAUAGUAAUGGAGUUUCUUCCAAAAGUCACAGUUAUGUAUAUACUAGGAAUUUUAGCUCUUCUUUUUUAUGCAACAAAAUUUCCUGAGAGAUGCUGCCCAGGCAAAGUUGAUUACAUCGGAUCGAGUCAUCAGUGGUGGCAUAUUACAAUUAUAAUAGCUUUCUUCUGGUGGCACCAGUGUGGACUACUGCUAAUGCAAUUCAGAUAUGACAAUCCAUGCUCUGAAACCUUGUCUGUGAUAUAG
Molecule: messenger RNA, 585 nt
Organism: Saccoglossus kowalevskii
Lineage: Eukaryota; Metazoa; Hemichordata; Enteropneusta; Harrimaniidae
Product: progestin and adipoQ receptor family member 3-like
Cellular component (GO): membrane
Molecular function (GO): signaling receptor activity
Source: RefSeq, a predicted model, not a curated record